Messenger RNA from Durusdinium trenchii, 1890 nucleotides. The record is from the annotation of a GenBank genome assembly. Lineage: Eukaryota; Dinophyceae; Suessiales; Symbiodiniaceae.
GUUCAUUUUCUUUGUAAUUGCCAUGUAGCUCCGGUGUGCAUCUCAUGUUUCUGUGUGUUCUUUCUAUUGUAGGCUGGUGGUUUCUCUUCCACACUGGUCAUUAGGCGGCCUUAGCUUGUAGUAGCAAGGGCACCAGGGCAGCACAUGAAACAAAACACAAAAGAAACCCUUCGAUGUUGUCCAAAAUGCGAAGCCGAUGAAGAAACCAGAUGAGCUUCCCCACCCAGAGCGCAUAGCCCACAGAGGGAGGGUCAAGGCACAGAUGCAAAGCCUGAUCCUGCUUUGGUUGGAAUGAUUGAUCAAGACAGAGGGGUUUGAAGUGGGCCACGAGCGUUUUGGCAGUGUGCAAGCAAGGCGACCCUUUUUGUUGGGGGUGUCGCAGCACUCAAAAUGAGCUUGGGGAUUGGCAAUUCUCCAGAGGGGUUUGGGUGAGGGGUUGGUGCACGGGUCAAAUGGCCUGUUUGCACGUUAUUUUCCAUGGGCAGCCUCUCAACUAGUCGUUUUGUCUGAGAUGACCGGUCGACGCCAGUGGUUUUUCUUUUCGCCAAUGCCUGGGAGUGAUGAACGCAACGCCAACAAAGGCCGCAAGAAGACACUCCUCCCAGCAGGACGACGUGGAUGCUGAAAGAACCUUUCACCGAGAGGAGGAUGACAAGGCAGAGCCAUCCAAACCUAACAGAAGGCCUUCCUCAGAGCAGGCAGAGCCAGCGAAGUCUGCUGGAAGACCCUCCUCACACCAGGCAGAAUGGGCACCUGGAGACAACUCUGAAAAGGCACGUAAGGCCCUUGCGGCGUUUCAGAGGCACGCUGAGGACGACGACUUUGCACAGGCUCUCCCGCCCGAAAUCAAGGACGAGCUACAGAGGUUCUUGGAGAUGGGCAGCUUUCAAAGCUUCAAGGCGUCCAUGGAGCUCCUUGUGGAAGGUGCCAGCAGCGCUUGCCGCUUGCACCGAGCUGCAUUGAGGGGAGCUGUGUCAGAUGCUGUGGAACAUGGCGGAAUCGAAAGGGUCCGCACCACUGUGAAGUGUUUGAGUGAUGAGUCGGAGGCCAGCGGCUGGCAAUCCAGCCUUUGCGAGAAACUGGCGUGCACAAUCCGGUGCUUUUUGGAGUUCCACUUUGGUCUUCCGGAGCAAAUGGCCUGCAAGCUCGAGGCAGCCGUGCGGCAUCGACCGCUCGCCGCUGACGAUGCCCGACAGUUGGAGGCCAUCAUUGGUGUUGGUCCACGAGCCGCUCUGGGUAUCGUCACAGAGGCUACCAUCCUGCCGAAGCUCUUCAAUGAGCUCAAGGCAGCCGGAAGAAGGUUUGAAGUAGCUGAGAAAGCUCAGGCAGAGCUGCUGCAAAUUCUAGGGCAAGUCCCUGGCGCGUCAGCUUCAUCGUCCUCUUCAUCGCUCAACUCGCCCGUGGGCAGACAGGAAGAGUCGGAAGCACGCAGUGCAAGCGCAAGCCCUUCAGAAGAUUGCUCUCCUCUCGGGCAAGGGCGCCUGGUGCGGAAGCGGCUGUCGCGGCCUGCACCUGUCGCCGCUGUUGACGUGGACCCUGCAGAUUCAGGCAAGGAGGGCGAGGAGGGCGAGGAGCCUCCACUGAAAGUUCCAAAGAGUUCAAGGCGUGGGCGGUGUUCCACUGCGAUGCGAGAGGAGCUUCUGCCUUUGAGCGUCCGUGACCUGAGGGCCAAGGCCAAAACACAUGGAGUGCCGUGUGCCAUCUUAGUGGGUUGCAUCGAAAAGGCCGACCUCGUCGAGGCGCUUGUGCAGCACCUCGGGACGUCGUGCUGAGCAAGAAAAGAUCGCACCAGAAACUCUUGGUGGGAUACAAAGGAUGCAUAUUUACAAAGGGAUGCGGAGAGACAGUCAAUGAUAUAUAGUAUGAUAUAGUCUUAAUUUGUGCAAAAAG